Messenger RNA from Suillus subaureus, 1434 nucleotides. RefSeq names its product Alpha/Beta hydrolase protein. The transcript is spliced from 15 exons. Gene Ontology annotation, cellular component: fungal-type vacuole. Bases 1 to 1434 code for a protein of 477 amino acids. Gene Ontology annotation, biological process: proteolysis. Lineage: Eukaryota; Fungi; Basidiomycota; Agaricomycetes; Boletales; Suillaceae. The record is from RefSeq and is a predicted model, not a curated record. Gene Ontology annotation, molecular function: serine-type carboxypeptidase activity.
AUGUUUCUGAGGACGUUCGUCCGAGUUGGAAUUGCCUUGUUAGCCGGUGUGCGCAUAACUUGUGCUGUCUCUGUUAAUCUCGACACUACAGAAGCAGGGCUCAUCAAUGUUCAAUUUAAGGCCAAUGCAUCUGGGAUUCGCUAUGUCAAGAAUUCAGGAAUCUGCGAGACGACUCCAAAUGUUACGCAAAUUUCAGGUUACAUUGACGUUGGGACAAACAUGUCUAUGUGGUUCUGGUUCUUCGAGUCUAGAAACUCGCCUGAAACAGCCCCAUUCACUCUAUGGUUGAAUGGCGGCCCUGGAUGUUCUUCUAUAAUCGGAUUAUUCCAAGAGAACGGGCCGUGCUUAGUGCAUGCCGACCGUAAUUCGACCACCCUUAACUCCUACAGCUGGAAUAAUCUUAGUAAUAUGAUUUACAUCGACCAGCCAAUCGGGACCGGAUUCUCUUAUGGUUUUAAUAUAGUAAACAGCACGGAUGCCGCUGCACCUUAUGUAUGGACUGCAUUCCAGGUUUUAUUUGAAAGCCAGCUAUUUUCGAAAUAUGCCAGUCGAGAAUUCAUUUUUGCUGCAGAAAGCUACGGCGGUCACUAUGGUCCCAGUUUUGUGACCUACUUCGAAGAGCAAAACGCUUUAAUUGCUGGUGGAGCUAUCGAUGUCGUUCCGAUUUUUGUUAGCGCUCUGAUGAUCAACAAUGGAUGGUUUGAUCCGCUCACUCAGAUGAUCGCGUGGCUGAACUUUGCGACCUAUGCUCCAGGCUAUGGACAACUCCAGCCAGAUGAAGUACUCAAGAACAUGUCAGAUGCCCUUUAUGGUUCUAAUGGUUGCAUAGCACAAGAGAAAGCCUGUUACGCCGCUGGAAAUUCCACCAGCUCAAACAAGAUUUGCCAAGAUGCUGAUGAUUACUGCAUUGAUAAUCUUUACUACCCUGCUGUAGAGGGCUACGACCAAAAUGAUUUACGUCAAAAUUCAUCUGCUUUAUUCCUCCCUGAAUAUUAUGUGGAUUAUUUACGCGAGAAGCAUGUCAUGAAGAAGAUUGGUGCUGAGGUCAAAUAUGAGGAAUGCGCAAACGCACCCAUGAAGCAGUUUGCAAAGACAGGCGAUGAUGCUAGGACUUGGCUGCCCCAGCUUUCGGCUUUGGCCAACUCUGGGAUGAAGAUUUUGAUUUGGGCUGGAGACGCUGAUAUCAACUGCAACUGGCUUGGGGUUCAUGCAUCAGUCCUAGCAAUGGAUUGGUAUGGCAAUGAGACACUCCAUAACACCCCAUUCACCAACAUGACGAUCAACGGCACGCCUGUUGCGGCCGUGCAGAAUGUUGAUAACUUUUCCUUUGCACGGGUGUAUGCUGCUGGACACCUAUUGCCUGCUUUCCAGCCCCAAACAGCACUGGAGAUUUUCUCGCAGGUUAUUCGGAAGGAACAACUUCAUUCCGUCUAA